Messenger RNA from Aspergillus glaucus CBS 516.65, 3657 nucleotides. RefSeq names its product DEAD/DEAH box helicase. The coding region runs from base 1 to 3657 and encodes 1218 amino acids. The record is from RefSeq and is a predicted model, not a curated record. The transcript has 2 exons. Lineage: Eukaryota; Fungi; Ascomycota; Eurotiomycetes; Eurotiales; Aspergillaceae. Gene Ontology annotation, molecular function: zinc ion binding; nucleic acid binding; ATP binding.
AUGGACUUUGGAGACGACGAGAGACCCUACAAAAAGAGGCGAUUUUUUGUUGACCAAGACGAGACCAGGAACACCGAUCCUACCCCGAACCUUGACGCGUCUAGCGCUCGACCGGAAGAGCACGAUAACGGCAACGGCCAGAAGAAUGGGACACGACCAAGAUUACACCAGCCGGACCAGGACCUGAAAGCGUCCCCGCUACUGUCUUCCUCGAACACGCCCGUCGAACACCAGGACGAGACCUUACAGGGGCAUACGAACGUAGUACGCAGACGAAAUCCGACAGAGAGUACGCCGAGAGAAACGCCACAAGCGGACAAUAGUGGAUUCGAUACGGAACUAUUCACGAGCAUCGUUGGAGAACGACUGCCAGCAAGCAUAGUCGAGAAGAUUCGCAUUGCUUCGAACAACAAUGUGGAAACGGCAGUCAAUGUUUACUUUGACGGAUCGUGGAAGAAAACGUCUAUUCCAGGCAGAACGACGCAGUCCGCAUUGACGUCUCGUCAACAUAUCCCUACACAGACGACACCGUUUAGGCGGCUUAUGGUAGAGACUACCAAUGAUAACGGAACGACUGCGCCAGCAAAAAAAAUGCCACCACGCUUCUCAACUCAACCCUCAUCCAGAUACAUUGGUGCUUUUGGUGUUGCAGCAUGGGCUACUCGAAGUGGUACGGGAUUACUCAAACAUGGAGAGCGCGUCAAGAUCGAGCGUACACGAUCUCAGCCUCUAGAAAAGCGCGGGCGUGGAGGCAAAAUGAUCACCAACCAGAAGGUGGAUGUCCUCACCCGUUUCACCAACCAAGCCGGCCAGGAGAUUGGAAGGUUGCCACGAGACACCGCGGAGUGGGUGUCGCCAUUGAUUGACCAAAAGAUUUGCACUUUCGAUGGUAUCUGUGUGUUUGUUCCCGAUCGCCUGCGGGUGAACGACACGGUGUAUCUCCAAUUGUGGUGCUAUUUGCGCAAAGAAGCAUUUAUGCCUCGGGCAUUCAUUGGUACAACGGACGACAAUAGAUCUACCGGCGUGUUCGAAGAGAAAGAGAGCAUGGAGGAGAAGAACCUGCGGCUACGUCAAGUUGGUCUUGUGAGGCUGUUUGAUGAAAUCGGUCUUUAUGCGACGACCACCAACGACAUGACGAAGAAACACAAGAAGGAAGGAUUGCUCCGUGCCGCCGAAAUGUCAGAACAAUAUGACAAAGUCAAGAAGGAGAACAAGACAAAUAACAGCCCUCAGGAUGAGGACAACGAAGAGCCGGAGUUAGAAGAGGACCAGCUUGAUACCCUGUACAAGAAAGCCCAGACUUUCGAUUUCAAUAUGCCAGAGGCUCAGCCUUCGUCAACGUUUGCCAUGGAGCUUCGAAAGUACCAGAGGCAGGCACUUCAUUGGAUGCUAUCCAAAGAGAAGGAUAACAAAUCUGAGAGCACGAGGAAAUCAAUGCAUCCCCUUUGGGAAGAAUACCAGUGGCCCACAAAGGAUGCCGAUGACAAGGACCUUCCAAUUGUCGAAGGGAUAGAUUACUUUUAUGUCAACCUGUACUCCGGGGAGCUCAGUAUCGAGUUCCCCGCUCAGGAACAAAACUGCCUUGGUGGCAUUCUGGCCGACGAGAUGGGUUUGGGUAAAACCAUUGAAAUGCUUAGUCUCGUUAACGCACAUAAAUACGAUCCUGGGGAUCCCGUUCUUAAAGAUCCCAGUAUGACACAACCAGAUUCUACUGGCGUCGUUCCCGCGCCAUACACUACUCUCGUCAUUGCACCCACAUCUCUUCUUGCGCAAUGGGAAAGCGAGGCCCAAAAGUCAGCCCAGUCCGGGACGAUGAACACCAUGGUAUACUAUGGGACCGAACAAGCAACUAAUCUGAGGAAGCUUUGUUGUGCGACGAAUGCUGCUUCAGCUCCUCAUGUCAUUGUAACUAGUUAUGGUGUUGUCCUCUCUGAGUACGGUUCGCAUGUGUCGCGCUCAGGAUGGCAGACGGAAAGUUGGUAUGGUUCAUUAUUCACGGUGAAGUUCCACCGAGUCAUCCUCGACGAGGCGCAUGUGAUUAAGAAUCGCCGUUCGAAGACGGCGCGGGCUUGUUACGAUCUCAAUGCGACUCAUCGAUGGGUUCUCACGGGGACUCCUAUCGUGAACCGUCUGGAGGACCUGUUUAGUUUGGUGCGGUUCCUCAAGGUUGAGCCAUGGAAUAACUUUUCUUUCUGGAAGACUUUCAUCACAGUACCAUUCGAGUCCAAGGACUACGCGCGUGCGCUUAAUGUCGUGCAGACAGUGCUGGAGCCGCUUGUGCUCCGACGUACGAAGACGAUGAAGACCCCAGAAGGGGAACCAUUGGUGCCAUUACCACGCAGGACUAUCACGAUCGAAGAAGUCGAUCUCUCAGAGGAGGAAAGAGAGGUGUACGACUUUAUCUACACGCGAGCAAAGCGUACAUUCAACGACAACGUGGAAGCGGGUACAUUGUUGAAGUCUUAUUCGACCAUAUUCGCACAAAUCCUGCGCCUUCGUCAGAGUUGCUGUCACCCUAUCCUCACCCGCAACAAGGCAAUUGUCGCCGAUGAGGAAGAAGCAGCUACUGCAGCUAACGCAUCCAAUGGACUUCAAGAUGACAUGGACCUGCAAGAUCUCAUCGCCCGCUUUACCACGGCCACGGAGUCUGGGGAAGCGAAUGAAGGCCAAGGUCAAGACCCCGCGAACAAGUUCACAACCUAUGCCCUGAAACAGAUCCAGAACGAGUCUAGUGGUGAAUGUCCGAUCUGCUCGGAAGAACCCAUGAUCGACCCGGCAGUAACUGCAUGCUGGCACAGUGCUUGCAAGCAGUGUCUGGAGGACUACAUCCGGCAUCAAAUCGACAAGGGUCUACCACCACGAUGCUUCUCGUGUCGCGCACCAGUCAGCUUGACGGAUAUCUUCGAAGUGGUCAAGCACCAAUCACCUAACUCUACACCCGCGGAGAAUGAAAUCUACAGCAACACGCCUCCUUCCAGCUCGCAGCCAGUGCCGCGUAUCUCUCUUCGACGAAUCAACCCACUAUCACCAUCUGCGCAUACCUCAGCUAAAAUCCACUCCCUCCUCAAUCAUCUCUCCCGGGUACCACCAAAUACGAAAUCCGUAGUCUUCUCCCAAUUCACCAGUUUCCUCGACCUGAUCUCCCCUCAACUCACAAAAGCUGGUAUCCAACACGUCCGUCUCGACGGAACAAUGCCCCAAAAAGCCCGCGCCGAAGUCCUCGCCCAAUUCAACAAAACCGAAACCUACGAGGAAAUCGAUGAGGAUCCCACGCCUACCCCUUUCCCAACCACCCAUUUCAACGCACCUAAACCCAAACCCAGCCAGACUUCUAAUCCUACCGUUCUGUUAAUUUCCCUCCGCGCAGGUGGCGUCGGGCUCAACCUCACAGCCGCUAAUAACGUCUUCAUGAUGGAUCCGUGGUGGAGUUUCGCCAUCGAAGCACAGGCUAUCGACCGCGUGCACCGGAUGGGACAAUUACGGGAUGUAAAUGUGACGAGGUUUGUGGUGAAAGAUUCGAUUGAGGGACGGAUGUUACGGGUGCAAGACAGAAAGAUGAAUAUUGCGGGAUCGUUGGGGUUGAGGGUUGGUGGGGACGGAGAUGGGGAUGACAAGAAGAAAGAUAGGAUUGAGGAGUUGAGGUUGUUGUUUGAGUAG